CGGCGGCCAUGGCGGAGGCCGCCUCCGCGGAGCAGGAGCCGGAGACGCUGAGGCUGAAGCGACUGCGCGGCGGCGGCUUCUUCGCGGUGCCCCCCGAGCACCGGCUGGGGAGAUGCCGGAGCGUGAAGGAGUUUGAGAAGCUCAACCGGAUUGGAGAAGGGACCUACGGCAUUGUGUAUCGCGCCCGAGACACGCAAACAGACGAGAUCGUGGCCCUGAAGAAGGUGCGAAUGGACAAGGAGAAGGACGGCAUCCCCAUCAGCAGCCUCCGGGAAAUCACGCUGCUGCUGAAGCUGCAGCACCCCAACGUCGUGGAGCUGAAGGAGGUGGUGGUGGGCAACCACCUGGAGAGCAUUUUCCUGGUGAUGGGCUACUGCGAGCAGGACCUUGCCAGCCUCCUGGAGAACAUGCAGGCGCCCUUCUCCGAAGCUCAGGUGAAGUGCAUCGUUCUCCAGGUGCUCAAGGGCCUCCAGUACCUCCACCACAACUUCAUCAUCCACAGGGACCUGAAGGUGUCCAAUUUGCUCAUGACCGACAAAGGCUGUGUGAAGACAGCGGACUUCGGUUUGGCUCGUGCGUACCGGGAGCCCGCCAAGGCCAUGACGCCCAAGGUGGUCACACUCUGGUACCGAGCCCCCGAGCUGCUCCUGGGGACGACGACGCAGACCACUGCCCUUGACAUGUGGGCCGUGGGCUGCAUCCUGGCGGAGCUGCUGGCCCACAAGCCGCUACUUCCCGGGAGCUCGGAGAUCCAGCAGAUCGACAUGAUCGUGCAGCUGCUGGGCACGCCCAACGAGACCAUCUGGCCGGGCUUCUCCAAGCUGCCGCUGGUGAGCCAGUACACCCUGCGCAAGCAGCCCUACAACAACCUGAAGCACAAAUUCCCCUGGCUGUCCGAGGCGGGCCUCCGCCUGCUCAACUUCCUCUUCAUGUACGACCCCAAAAAAAGAGCCACGGCCAGCGACUGCCUGGAGAGCUCCUACUUCAAGGAGAAGCCCCUGCCCUGCGAGCCGGACCUCAUGCCCACCUUCCCGCACCAUCGCAACAAGCGGGCCGCCCCGAGCACGGGGGCCAAGGGUGUGGGCAAGCGCAGCCGGCCCUGAGGGCGCCGGGGCCUCCGGCCAGGUGCGUGCAGGGCUGGGCCGGGCCCAACCCUUCUCUGGGGAGCAUCCGGGAGUGGACGAGCGCAGGCAGCCGCCGGCUGGAGGGACCGAGCCGGGCCCGCCUCG
Varanus komodoensis (Komodo dragon) is the source of this 1229-nucleotide messenger RNA. It is a transcript of the gene CDK10, whose product is annotated as cyclin dependent kinase 10. NCBI's taxonomy places the organism in Eukaryota, Metazoa, Chordata, Lepidosauria, Squamata, Varanidae. Gene Ontology annotation, cellular component: nucleus. The record is from RefSeq and is a predicted model, not a curated record. The transcript has 13 exons. Bases 9 to 1103 code for a protein of 364 amino acids. Gene Ontology annotation, molecular function: cyclin-dependent protein serine/threonine kinase activity; ATP binding. Gene Ontology annotation, biological process: protein phosphorylation; regulation of mitotic cell cycle.